AUGCUCUCUGGAAGAUCCUCGAAACAGCUGUGGAAUCUGCAUCACAAUAUUCGCAGCGCCCGACAUCGCAUUACCGCCCUGCCAACGAGCCGCGGUCGACAGUUUGCCUCAGUCGCCUCCGGCCUUAGACCUUUCGAUGUGGUAGUUGUCGGAGGUGGCCAUGCUGGCGCUGAGGCUUGCGCCGCAGCGGCGCGCGCCGGCGCAAAGACCGCCCUCGUCACACCGAAGAUUGACAACCUGGGCACGUGUUCUUGCAACCCCAGUUUUGGCGGAAUAGGGAAAGGGGUGAUCAUCCGCGAGCUCGAUGCCCUCGAUGGGUUGGCAGGCCGUGUUAUCGACAAGGCCGGUAUACACUUUCAGACGUUGAAUCGAAGAAAGGGCCCUGCUGUAUGGGGACCCCGCGCGCAGAUCGACCGAGACCUUUACAAGAAGCACAUGAGGGAGGAGCUCGAAGGGUAUCCCAACCUGUCGAUCAUUGUAGGCAGUGUCUCCGAUGUAGUACUUUGCCCCCAGGAAGACCCGACAAUAGGGGCGCACAGUCGCAUCACCGGUGUCAAGCUCGACUCGGGCGAAAUCCUACCUACGACCCAGGUGAUCAUUACGACCGGCACCUUCCUGAGCGGUGAAAUCCAUAUUGGAAUGGAAAGCUACCCAGCCGGGAGGAUAGGGGAGGCGGCAACAACUGGGCUAAGCAAGUCCCUCAGAGAUGCAGGCUUCAGCAUGGGCCGACUAAAGACGGGCACCCCCCCUCGGAUUUCAGGGAAGAGCAUCGAUUUCUCUGAACUUCAGCUUCAGCCGGGCGAACAAUCGCCCACGCCUUUCAGCUACAUGAACGAUACCGUGGCGACCGACAAGCAAAUUGAUUGCUAUGUGACUUACACAAACGCAACUACACACGACAUCGUUCGCGCAAACCUUGGCAACACAAUUCACAUCCGGGAGACCGUUCUUGGACCGAGAUACUGUCCGUCGCUCGAGUCCAAGAUAACGCGCUUUUCCGAUAAAGAGCGACACAUCGUCUGGCUUGAACCUGAAGGGUUUGACAACGAUGUCGUGUACCCCAACGGCCUGUCCAUGACUGUACCUCCGGAGGCCCAAGAACAAAUCAUCCGGUCCAUCAAGGGUAUGGAAAAUGCAGAGUUGUUGCAGGUCGGAUACGGCGUUGAGUAUGACUACAUCGAUCCACGCAGUCUCAAAUCCUCCUUGGAAACCAAGCCAGUCAGUGGCCUGUACCUUGCCGGACAGAUCAACGGCACGACUGGAUAUGAAGAAGCUGCGGGUCAAGGCGUUGUUGCUGGGAUCAACGCGGGCCGAGCAGCAAAGGGUCUGGCGGCCGUUUCGUUAUCCCGAGGCGACGGAUACAUUGGCGUUAUGAUUGAUGAUCUUGUUACGAAAGGCGUGUCGGAGCCUUACCGCAUGUUCACCACCCGGAGUGAAUAUAGACUUACCUCGCGGGCUGACAAUGCAGACUACCGAUUGACAGCGAAGGGCCGAGACUGGGGCGUCGUAUCGGACGCUAGGUGGAGGGCAUUCUCAGACGAAAAGAUGCAGGUGGAUGAACUCUACUCUCUUCUGGAGUCUGCGGUCAAGUCACCACAGGAGUGGAUGAGACACGGCUUCCAGGUGAAGGAAAAUAGCCAGCGUCGUGACGCCUGCGAGAUGCUACGGCUACCCAACGUCACCAUGGAUGAGAUAGCGACUGUGCUGCCAGUUGUGCAGCGUUUCCCUGAGCGAAUCAAAUCCCGGGUUGCAAUCGAGGCUUUAUACGCCCCGAUGAUUGCAAGGCAGACGUCAGAGCGACGGAACUUUACCAGGGACGAAUCACUGCGCCUACCAGCAAAUCUUGAUUACGACAAGGUCGCCGGGCUUGCCAUGCACGAAAAGCAGAUUCUCAAGACGACAAAACCAGAAACCCUCGCCCAAGCUCGACGGCUCGAGGGCAUCACGCCCUCAGGCUGUAUUCGCCUUCUAAGCUUCAUCCAGCGUCAAAGUAAAGCCAGGUCGACCUCGACAUCGGACCAAGGAUUUAUGUUGGCACAAAGCCAGGGCGGAGCUGCAGGAGAAGACUCAUGUCUGCCUUGA
Verticillium nonalfalfae is the source of this 2082-nucleotide messenger RNA. It is a transcript of the gene MTO1, whose product is annotated as Mitochondrial Translation Optimization. Gene Ontology annotation, biological process: tRNA wobble uridine modification; tRNA methylation. Gene Ontology annotation, cellular component: cytosol. Gene Ontology annotation, molecular function: flavin adenine dinucleotide binding. NCBI's taxonomy places the organism in Eukaryota, Fungi, Ascomycota, Sordariomycetes, Glomerellales, Plectosphaerellaceae. Bases 1 to 2082 code for a protein of 693 amino acids. The record is from RefSeq and is a predicted model, not a curated record. The transcript has 2 exons.